GCCUUCUGUUACAGCAGCUGAAGCAGCCUUUCAGGAAGGAAGAAGACAACUGGGGCCCACAAGGACCUUCUAGCUGCACUUUCAAUGGAUUUUAAAAUUGAACACACUUGGGAUAGCUUUCCAGUAUCCCAUGAGCCAGUGUGGAUCCGUCUGAGUCCAGGUGAUGGAGGAUUGGUGAUGGAAGUGAAGGCUCCAUUUUUUAAUGAUCCUCCAGCCCCACCUGGAGAGCCAGGAAAGCCUUUUGAAGGACUGUGGGAUUAUGAAGUGGUGGAGGCAUUUUUCUUGAAUGACAAAACCCAGCACUAUAUAGAAGUUGAACUUUGUCCUCACGGACAACAUUUGGUGAUUUUGCUAUUUGGAAGAAGAAAAUCUUGGAAACGAGAGCUUGCUUUAUCAUUUGAGGUGUCCAGACAUGAGAAUACAUGGGAAGGUAAAGCUCAUCUUCCUUGGAGUUAUUUUCCUCCUGGUGUAGAUAAAUUUAAUUCAUUUGCAAUUCAUGGAUCAAAAGCUGGAAGAACUUAUGAAGCACUUUACCCCAUACCACAAGAUGAGAUAAAAAAAGGACAAGAGCCUGAUUUCCAUCGCCUGGAAUACUUCAAGUCUUUUAGUUUGAAUACGAUUUUUGGAGAGGAGUGGAAACAGCCUGAAUCAGACCUUUGGAUGUCACAGAAGCCUACUGCAGAGGGGAAUAAAUAAUUUCAUUUCUGUUUUCUGUCUUCUUGAAAAAUCAACAAAUUACAUGCUGCAAUCUCUUAAAGGAGAUUGGGAAUGUUUGAACAAUACACAUUUGCAAAGAUGAUUUUGAAAAGCGAGUUUUGCAAGAGCUACAUGGCAAAUAGGUUAGUGCUCAAGAUAAUAAAAUAUUUGUGAAUGA
Messenger RNA from Trichosurus vulpecula (common brushtail), 874 nucleotides. It is a transcript of the gene C6H4orf33, whose product is annotated as chromosome 6 C4orf33 homolog. Lineage: Eukaryota; Metazoa; Chordata; Mammalia; Diprotodontia; Phalangeridae. The transcript is spliced from 6 exons. The record is from RefSeq and is a predicted model, not a curated record. Bases 85 to 696 code for a protein of 203 amino acids.